GGCUGCUGGAGCCUGCAUCAUGUCGAGUCGGCAGAGGAGGAAGGCUCUGCCCUGGGCACUGUCACUGCUUCUCAUGGGCUUCCAGCUCCUGGUGACCUAUGCCUGGUGUUCUGAAGAGGAAAUGGGUGGUAAUAAUAAAAUAGUCCAGGAUCCUAUGUUCCUCGCCACAGUGGAGUUUGCCUUGAACACUUUCAACGUGCAGAGCAAGGAGGAACAUGCCUACAGGCUGUUGCGUGUUUUGAGUUCAUGGAGAGAGGACAGCAUGGACAGAAAGUGGCGAGGUAAGAUGGUGUUCUCCAUGAAUCUGCAACUGCGCCAAACUGUAUGUUGGAAAUUUGAAGAUGACAUUGAAAACUGCCCUUUUCAAGAAAGCCCGGAGCUGAACAAUGUAAGAUAGGGCGUCAGCUUUCCUCAGGUCCACAACUGUGGAUGCUGCAUGGGUUGUGGUGUGGGCACAGGAGCAGCUGACAAAGCCAUUCCGAGCGACAAAGGCAAGUGA
Molecule: messenger RNA, 499 nt
Organism: Cercocebus atys (sooty mangabey)
Lineage: Eukaryota; Metazoa; Chordata; Mammalia; Primates; Cercopithecidae
Gene: CST9
Product: cystatin 9 (testatin)
Exons: 2
Biological process (GO): antimicrobial humoral response
Source: RefSeq, a predicted model, not a curated record